Naegleria fowleri is the source of this 3153-nucleotide messenger RNA. RefSeq lists its product as uncharacterized. The coding region runs from base 1 to 3153 and encodes 1050 amino acids. The record is from RefSeq and is a predicted model, not a curated record. NCBI's taxonomy places the organism in Eukaryota, Heterolobosea, Eutetramitea, Acrasida, Naegleriidae. The transcript has a single exon.
AUGAAUCUUCUCAACACUCUUCCUGUUGAAGUUUGUGGAUACAUUUCAUCCUUUCUCGAUGUGGUUCAUGCUUCCAUAUUCUACAAGACCAUGAUGAUGAUGAUUCAUGAAUCUUGUUCCAAUCAUCAUCACCAACACCAUCACCAACACCACAACAGUUCCAUCCGAUCGAAUGAGCAAACACCACAAGCACUACCCUCCUCCUCAUCCUUCUCACCACUCCCAUGUUGUACACUGUACACUCCCAUGUUACAACAAAUAUUUCCAAUACUCUAUCGAUCUACUACUACUACUAUUGCCUCAUCCAUCACCAUCACCAACAACAACCAUCUAUUGAUGGAAAGUAGUAGUGGUAGUAGUGGUAGUGGUGGUAGUAGUGGUAGUGGUGAUAGUCGUGAACGAGUGUUGCCUUCAUUAUUGAAUCAUCACUUUUCUUCAUCCAACAAAUUUCAUGACACGUGUUUGGAAUUGAGUGAAAUCUCUCUCAUUUUCUAUUGUUAUGAUCAAUUAUUAUAUUUGAAAUCUCUCAUUACUUCAAAUUCCAUUCCACCUUUACCUUCCAUUCCAUCUUUUUCUUCGAUGUUGAGUCACUCCACAACAACAACAACAAUUACUACUCCUUCUUCGAUGUUGAGUCACUCCACAACAACUCGUUUUGAAAAUUUAUAUGAAUCUUGUGAAUUAUUCAUUGAAAUGGUUGAGAAAUUACGAAAUGAUUAUAUUCACUUUAAAAGAAUUCAACUUGUAGAUUUAUCAAAUUUCACAUUACAUUUAGAUUCAAUGGCUCUAUUCAUUGGAUUUACAAUGUGUCAUUUUCAUAUUAAAAGAAAAGCACUCAUUGAUCCCUAUGUGAGUCUAUUCACAGCAUUACCAUAUUUGAAAAAAGUGAAAGAAACUUUAUUGUUACCUUAUAAUAUUUCACAACUCGUUCAAGAACAUCAUAUUCCAAUCCGAUCCAAUCGAAUAUUAAAACAAUUAGAAUCUUAUAAGAAUAACAAGUAUAUUUAUGGAUUUUAUCAUGCUGCUUAUGGUUAUUCAAUGAUGAUGAAUAUCAUUCGAGUGACAGAAUAUGAAUUAAUGGAUGAAGAUUUUUUAAAUGGAGUUUUAUUUUCAUUGAAACAAGAUCAUUUGAGUAAUGUUGUGAAUAUGGGUAAUGUUGUGAAUAUGAGUAAUGUGAAUUCAAAUGAUGAUGAAGAGAAGAAGGGUAUGAAUAGGAAUGUGAAUAGGAAUUUGUCUAUGAAGGAUAGGAAUGUGAAUAUGGAUAGGAAUUUAUCUAUGAAGGAUGGUAAUCUCGAGAGAAAGGAAAGGAAGAGUGAAAGUGACAGUGCUGAUGAUACACAUGUAACUUGUUCCAGAGAAUUCCAUUUUUGGAUUGAUUUGAGAAGAGUGAAGAAUGAAAAAUUAUUAUUAGAUCAUUUGAAACGUGUCUUGUCACAUUUAAAUCAUUCCUCUACUCGAUUAAUCUAUUUAGAUAUUAAUUAUUAUGAAAGUGAAGAACAAUUAUGUCAAUAUCUACAAGUAUUGAACCAUUCAUUGACCAUUUCAAGAGGAAAGAACAAAGGAACAUGGAAUCAUGUCAUUCUUUCCACCUAUACUGAGAAGAAGGAAAGUGAAUUGUUCAUUCCAAGUUCUUCAACUACUUCUUUGAAUCUUUCAAUAGCACCUUGUGAAUCUCAACAACAAGAAUCCUCUAUCCUAUCAUCAACACUACCCACCACCACUUCACCAUCAACAACCAUCAACAACAACACUACCACCACUCUGACCAUCACUUCAUCAACAACAACACUACCCACCACCACAUUCAACACCACCACUAACACCACCACGACAUCUCAUCUGGUUCAUCAUGAUGAUUAUAUUCUAUCAUCCACAUCAUCCACAUCAUCAAUGAUAACAACCAAACCAAUGACAAUCACCACCACAUCAACACCUUCCAUUUCAUUCACUCAUCUUGUUCAUCAUUUAACUCUAUUAGAUAAGAAUAAUUAUAACAUUUUAAAUCGAAUCAUUUACAAGAAUUCGAUCAUCCAUUCUUCAAGCAAACUCUAUCACUUGACCAUCUCUAAUAUUGAUCAUUUACAUUUAUUUUUAAAUAAUCAUUUAAAUAUUAAGAGAAUUGAUUUCUAUUCUCAAAAUGGACCAUAUUCUGAUAAUUUCAAUGAUACUAAUUUAUUGAAAUCAUCUUUUGAGAAAUUAAACAAACUCUCUACUGUCUAUAUUGAUGAUCGAAAUGAAACCUUAGGAUAUUCUAUUUUAGGAAAUAUUGGUAUUUAUGUCAAUCAUGUGAUAUUUAAAUAUAGUAGAAAUGGAUAUACACUUUCAUCACUCAUUGAAUGUGUUAAAAGAUAUUCAAGAAGAUUAACCAAAUUAACACUUAUUGAUAACACCAAUCCAACAACAGAUUUACCAUUACUUUCCAAAUUAGUAUCUUCUUAUUUAUUUGAUAACAUGAUUGAACAAUUAAUUAUUUAUACCAAAUCAAUUUCAUUAUUAAGUGAAAUGUCACAGAGUAUUCAACAAGUAUUCUCUGCCAAUGAAUUGGAAUUGAAAUAUUUGCAAAUUAAUCGAAAAUCCCAAUCCGUGGAUUUUGUAAUAUUUUUGGGAAGAUCCUCACAUGGAUCAAUGAAUGUUGUGACCACUACUACUACUACGAUUGAUAAUGGUGGUGGUAGUAGUAGUCAGAGUGGUGGUGGUAGUAGUCAUGGUGGCACAAAUAGUAUCACCAAUAAUAAUAAUAAUAAUGGAAUUGCAUUGGGAACAAAUGUAGCAACAGCAACUACUACUACGAUGACUUCAUCCAACAUGAUCAUGGCAAGUACAACAACUACUACCACUGUCAUGACACCCAUGGUUUCAAGUAUCUCAAUUAUUCACACCAUACCCAUUUCAGGAGAGUAUGAAAUUAUUGAAGAAUUAAUGGUUGAGAAACACCAUGACAUUGAUGCAGUGAUGAAUAAUGUUUGUUUGUUUGGAUAUCAAUCAUCCAAUGCAUUUGUUGGUGUAGAAGGAAAUGCCAAUUUGCCAAACACCAACACUAAUCGAUAUACUUACAAUCACUAUACCUUGUAUCGAUUCUUGAAUGCUUUAUCUCUCUCCAAUUCACUCACUCUCACACGACCAUUUCUCAUGCAACUCAUGAUGAUCAAGUAA